AUGCCAGCAAUACCGGGAAAGAUCACCGCUCCGAACUAUGGGAACAUCCCUCACUCGCACAGGCUCCCCGUCACCCACCGCGAGGUCGUCCGCGCAUUCGGCAAGCUUUCGCGCACAUCCCUCAUCACCCUGGCCCAACAAUGGCUCCAGAAGAAGAAUCGCGACUUCUGCAAACCCUACCUGUUAGGUGAUCAGGACAAAAAUGCCGAGGAGGAAGACGAUGCGCCCUACGAGCCAGCGGAGAGCUACGAAGAGCUACAGGAAAUCUACAAAGAAUUGUUGUCUCGUAAGGGCGGAAGAAGAGAAGUUAUGGAUCGCAUUCUCGAGGGCGACUGGCGCACUGGCAUCUCCAUGUACCAGCUUGCGACGGCGGAAAUACAGCACCUGCUCGAUCACCCUCAAGCGCUCCGCUGGACCGCGAAACGAAUGGCCAAGAUUCCGAACAACAGAGUGGUUAAGGACAUGGAAGUGACGAAUGACUCGGAGCAUCUACCGCGAUUCCAGGCGCAAACAUUCAUGACGAACCUUGCCAAAGAGCUGAGUCCGUUGAUGAAGGCCCAUUAUCUGAUCACCAAGCUAAAGACGCUACCCAUCACCAUCCUCCGCGUAUACAUACACGAUUCCCCGUACAGCUCUGAGGCAUCAUUGGCGACAGAUUCCAAUUCUUCGGAUGGUGCCAAAGCCGUUUUCUUCAUCUGGCCCAACGGAUCGCCUUAUAUCUACGUAUCAUUAGCCACACAUCUGGGCCAGGUAGUCGGAGACGAGGGUCGACACCUGCGUGAUGUUGUUCUCCAAGCUAUUCCCAAAGCAUUCUCCCGCCCAUCAUCUCGCUAUCAACUUACCCCCACCAAUUUCACCGCGAGAUCGCUCAGUGCGCUUCUCGCAUAUCGCGGACCUGGAAAGAGCAAUGCAGCAGCUGGAGGAUGGAGCAUCUUUGCCGACCACAGCUUCAGCCAGAACGCGCUGGAUUUCGUGGCUACUGGGAAACUAAGCGAGGCCAAGGGAACAUCUGUCGACGCGGUCGCGCAAAAAGCUGGCCCGGGACGGCCAAAGAGACACAUUGAUGCAACAGAAACCCAGGAAGUCAAGCGGAGGAAGGCCGUUGCUGCGGGGCGCUUUGGUAGCUCGGGCAAGGCCAACGACGGGCAAGGCAUCGAGCGAUUUGAGGUCCGCAUUGACGAUCCGUUCCCGCCGCAAUCGAACAGCACACAGCAACAACAAGACGCCACAGGAGCGAGCGCGGAGACUUCACGAGGCAAGCGCAAAGGGCGGCCGUCCCUACUAGAUCGAUCAGCCGAAGACAUCCAGGAGAUCGAAGAACUCGACAAUGCCUGGGUCCCAGAUGUCCGUGUCACGUUCUCCGGAUCGCAUGUUUUCGCGGGUGUUAGGGAACUCGUCGAACAGGGUGUUGUGGACGGAGAGCAGAUGCCGGGAUGGAUGACGGGCGAGGCAGGCGUUACGAUCGGCGCCAUCAAGAACGGACGGAUUCGGAGUAAAGGUGCUGUUCCCGGUGUUUAAGUAAUACUCUAUCGAGCGGUGUUGUUUUUGUUCGGAUACCCCAUGCUCUUAAUUGCGGCGUUUUCAAUGCUCAUGGCGUUUUUUUGGUCGAUGGAAGCUUCACUCUUGUUUAUGCAUACCAAGCGCUUGGUUCGUUAUGGGGAGGAGAAAUCAUGGCGGCAGACAUACCUCUCAGUCUAAGUGUUAACGAAGUAGCCACGAAUUCCAUUGUUCGAUAUACUAUAUGCUAUAAAAACUUCCAAACG
Messenger RNA from Aaosphaeria arxii CBS 175.79, 1763 nucleotides. RefSeq names its product CHL4 family chromosome segregation protein-like protein. Bases 1 to 1518 code for a protein of 505 amino acids. The transcript is spliced from 2 exons. The record is from RefSeq and is a predicted model, not a curated record. Gene Ontology annotation, biological process: CENP-A containing chromatin assembly; chromosome segregation. Lineage: Eukaryota; Fungi; Ascomycota; Dothideomycetes; Pleosporales.